Molecule: messenger RNA, 683 nt
Organism: Cyprinus carpio (common carp)
Lineage: Eukaryota; Metazoa; Chordata; Actinopteri; Cypriniformes; Cyprinidae
Product: (3R)-3-hydroxyacyl-CoA dehydrogenase-like
Exons: 5
Coding region: 108-683 (191 amino acids)
Molecular function (GO): oxidoreductase activity, acting on the CH-OH group of donors, NAD or NADP as acceptor
Source: RefSeq, a predicted model, not a curated record
GCUUUGAAGGUCAGAAGGUUGUGACUGUGAAGUAUGGGAAAGAUAUGCAUGGUCUUUAGUGCCCUCCAGCGGACACCAGUAGCUACUACAACACACUGUGACCCAUCAUGGCGGCGUCCUCUCGUCUCAUAUCCAGGCUGACAUUAGUGACGGGAGGCGGCAGUGGCAUCGGCAGGGCCGUGUGUCAGAGAUUCGCCUCUGAAGGAGCUUCUGUAGUAGUGGCUGACCGCAAUGAGGAAUCAGCCAAUCAGACACUGGAAUUGCUGUCACGUGACCACAGAGGUCAGGGCCACAUGGCCCUGGAGGUGGACGUGUCAUCGAAGGACAGUGUGGAGAAGCUAGUGACAAGUAUACAGCGCCGCUACUUCCAGCCGCCGUCUGUGUGUGUGAAUGCAGCUGGGAUCACUCAAGAUGAAUUCCUUCUCAAGAUGGAAGAAGAUGAUUUUGAUAAAGUCAUUAAAGUCAAUCUGAAGGGAACGUUUCUCGUGACUCAGACCGUCUCGAAGGCUUUAGUUUCUGCCGGCGCUGUGAAGGGCUCCAUCAUCACUGUGGGCAGCAUAGUGGGCAAGGUUGGGAAUAUGGGGCAGGUGAAUUACUCUGCUUCUAAAGCAGCAACACCGAACAUAUUUACAGACCUGCAGACAUUUUACUCUUUAGAGUUUGUGGUGCUGCUUAUGUCUUAG